CGUCCACUGCCAUACAACUGCUGCUGCUACAAAUACAAUACCACACCACGUUUCUUCACAGCACGACGCCACCGACGACAGACAUCGCGCGCACCGAGCUCGAAAGCAGCCGACGCUCCUUUGUACAUUUGCCCGCGGCUCGGCGAGGCGAUCCGUACGAACUCCAGCAGGGUCACUUACAGACAAAGCCCACGGAGAAGAGCGAACCCGGGCCUGGGGAUAAGAGAAGCGCCAUAUCGAAAGACGUACCAGACUCAUACCGCUGCCCAAGAUGGCCGGCACCAGGAAUUAUGACUUUCUCAUCAAAUUGCUGCUCAUCGGCGACUCUGGCGUAGGCAAAUCAUGCUGUCUCCUGCGUUUCAGCGAAGACUCCUUCACGCCUUCUUUUAUCACGACCAUCGGCAUCGACUUCAAGAUCCGGACGAUUGAGCUCGACGGCAAGAGAGUAAAGCUGCAGAUAUGGGAUACUGCUGGUCAGGAGCGAUUCCGAACCAUCACCACUGCAUAUUACAGAGGCGCAAUGGGCAUCCUACUGGUUUAUGAUGUCACAGACGAGCGCAGCUUUAACAACAUCCGAACAUGGUUCUCGAACGUCGAGCAACACGCAACAGAAGGCGUCAACAAGAUCCUCAUAGGCAACAAAUGCGACUGGGAAGAGAAGCGAGCCGUGUCGACCGAACAAGGCCAAGCAUUAGCAGACGAGCUAGGCAUACCGUUCAUGGAAGUCUCCGCGAAGAGCAACAUCAACGUCGACAAGGCUUUCUACAGUUUGGCAACCGAUAUCAAGAAACGAAUCGUGGAUACGCAGCAACCCGCGCAUACGAACAACCAGAACGUCAGCGUGGGAGGCGGCUCGGGUAGCGCGGGAGGUCUUGGAAAGAACUGCUGUUGAGAGUGCUUCUUUUCUUAUGAGGUUAGACUUAUGCAGUGAACAGAGCGCAUGGGGACUAAUUUGGAGUUGCUCCUUUUAUUUUCACGACAUGGCGUUUUUUUUUGUGUGUGCUGGAGAUCAAAUAGUACCCCCAGGUCAGGCAGGUAUAUCGGAUGGCAUUGUACAGGCAGCCUUUUUUUGUCUCGAAAUUUUCACAUGGCUUUCUUGCGUUUCACUUUCACUGCAGGACAGCCCGUUACGAGAUAGAUAUGGGUGCGAAGCAAUGGAUUCAACGCU
This is a messenger RNA of Pseudocercospora fijiensis CIRAD86, 1168 nucleotides long. RefSeq lists its product as uncharacterized. Gene Ontology annotation, molecular function: GTP binding; GTPase activity. Gene Ontology annotation, biological process: regulation of exocytosis; protein secretion; protein localization to plasma membrane. The transcript is spliced from 3 exons. The record is from RefSeq and is a predicted model, not a curated record. The coding region runs from base 272 to 892 and encodes 206 amino acids. NCBI's taxonomy places the organism in Eukaryota, Fungi, Ascomycota, Dothideomycetes, Mycosphaerellales, Mycosphaerellaceae. Gene Ontology annotation, cellular component: plasma membrane; endosome.